Lasiosphaeria miniovina is the source of this 1269-nucleotide messenger RNA. Its product is annotated as nucleoside phosphorylase domain-containing protein. Lineage: Eukaryota; Fungi; Ascomycota; Sordariomycetes; Sordariales; Lasiosphaeriaceae. The transcript is spliced from 4 exons. Gene Ontology annotation, molecular function: catalytic activity. The coding region runs from base 41 to 1147 and encodes 368 amino acids. Gene Ontology annotation, biological process: nucleoside metabolic process. The record is from RefSeq and is a predicted model, not a curated record.
GAUCACCCCCGAACCAAUCGAACGAAAUGAAAUUACUAAGAUGGAAGAGCGUGUCCAGUCGCUUAGCUACGAAGCCUACACUGUCGGUAUCUUGUGCGCGCUAGAAUUCGAGAUGAGCGCUGUCCGCUACAUGCUGGACAAAGAACAUGCCCGUUUGCCCAGAAAGCUAGGCGACUCGACUCUGUAUGUCCUCGGAGAGCUCAGCGGCCACAACGUGGUUCUUGCCACCCUUCCCGGCAGCCAGGGGAAGGGCGCGGCAGCGGCGGUGGCAAAGGAUAUGGCGCGUACGUUCCCGUCGAUCGAGCUUCGGUUAAUGGUCGGUAUCGGAGGAGGCGUGCCGAGCGGAAAGAAUGACAUUCGCUUGGGCGACGUUGUGGUGAGUGUGCCCGACGGCGAGCAUGGCGGCGUGGUUCAGUACGAUCUGGGCAAGAACACGGACGACGGCUUCGUCAUGAAAGGAUUCCUUUGGCCGCCACCCGAGAUUUUGAGGAGUGCUGUGGGUAUUAUGCGGUCCGACCACAGGGUUUCGCAAAACAAGAUCCCUGAGUUCCUAUCGGCCAUGUUUCAGAAAAGCGACGAUCUUCGCGUCUCAUACCAGCGGCCUGUAGAGCCGGAUGAGCUCUUCCAGUUGGAAUAUCGUCAUGUCCCCAACCAAGCCACCUGUCAGCUCUGUGACAAGACAAAACGGGUCCAGCGUCUGCUGCGUGAACCGACCCCCAAGAUUCAUUAUGGGCUUAUUGCGUCUGGAGACCAAGUCAUGCGGAGCGCCCCGAACGCGGCCGAAAUGGAUGGGAGGGUGGUUGGCGAUGUCCUGUGUUUCGAGAUGGAGGCGGCGGGCAUGGCGACCCAGUACUCGUGCAUCGCCGUCCGGGGCGUCUCGGAUUACGCAGACUCACACAAGAACGACGCCUGGCAGCAUUAUGCUGCGGCUGCGGCUGCGGGGUGCGCUAAGGAGCUCCUUUCGUAUGUGGACCUGCCGCAGCCUUCCACGACGACAGCAGCCGUCGGUCAGCAUGGAUUCGACUCGUCUAUGGGCAACGGUCCAGCUGCGCAACACAUCUUCCGCGGCCAGGGCGUUCAAAACUCGGGGUCUGGCAAUGUCUCCAUAGGGAAGGACCUGAACAUCGGUAGGAUUAAUUCAUGGUGAAGGGACUUAGACUUUCGGCUAUCUGGCAUGCCGUUAUCUACAUCCUGUCGCGGGAAUGGCUGGAAGUGAUGACCAAAUGCUCUCAUUUCCAAGCCUGUCAAGAUUCGUCAACAGCGCCAGGU